Telopea speciosissima is the source of this 879-nucleotide messenger RNA. Its product is annotated as L-ascorbate oxidase homolog. NCBI's taxonomy places the organism in Eukaryota, Viridiplantae, Streptophyta, Magnoliopsida, Proteales, Proteaceae. The transcript is spliced from 5 exons. The coding region runs from base 481 to 879 and encodes 132 amino acids. Gene Ontology annotation, molecular function: oxidoreductase activity. The record is from RefSeq and is a predicted model, not a curated record.
GGUCGUUUCUUUUCGUGCCAUGGAUGUCUUAUUCGGAGUUAUUUCUGCAGAAGUUUGAACAUUGGAGAGGUUUCUGGUGACAAAAUGAGGCAAGCAUUAUUGUUGUAUUUGAUUUGUGGAGUUCUAGCUUGCUUUAGCCUUUUGCCAGUGAAAGCAGAGGACCCUUACAGAUACUAUACAUGGACUGUAACUUAUGGAACUAUUUAUCCUCUUGGUGUCCCUCAAUAGGGUAUUCUCAUCAAUGGCCAAUUUCCUGGUCCUAGACUUGAUAUUCUGACCAACAAUAACAUAAUCCUCAACCUCAUUAAUGAGCUGGACCAGCCUUUCUUAUUGACAUGGAAUGGUAUUAAGCAGAGGAAGAACUCCUGGCAAGAUGGAGUGCUUGGGACCAACUGCCCUAUUCCUGCGAACUCAAAUUACACAUACAAGUUCCAACCAAAAGAUCAAAUUGGAACCUACACUUAUUUCCCAUCAACUCUAAUGCACAAAGCUGCUGGUGGCUUUGGAGGGUUGAAUGUCUAUGUAAUUUCAGUCCUAUACCCUGCCCCUGCUGGUGAUUUCACUUUGCUUAUUGGCGAUUGGCACAAGACCAACCGCAAGAACUUACAACAAUUGCUAGACUCAGGGAAAACUCUUCCUUUCCUUGAUGCCAUUCUUAUAAAUGGCCAAGCUCAUUCUACCUUCAGUGGUGAUCAAGGUAAAACCUACAUGUUCAGGAUCUCCAAUGUGGGCCUGUCAACCUCCUUCAACUUCAGGAUUCAGGGACACACAAUGAAGCUGGUUGAGGUUGAAGAAUCUCACACCUUGCAAAGCAUGUAUGAUUCUCUUGGUGUACAUGUUGGCCAAUCUCGUAUUUUCUUAUCUGUGCUUGUACUUUGA